GGCGUUCCCGCCUUCCAAUCGGACCUUUAUGACCCUUAGCCCCGAUGCUCUCAGAAUCUUCACCAAAGCGCUGUUCUGCCUGUCGAAGUAUGGGGAGGAGCUUUCCCUUCAAGCAACGAACGAUACCCUGUCCCUUUCCGCCACGAACUCAGCAAAGUCUGCAUACUGUCGCUUGAAAUACGAUAAACAGUUCUUCUCGAGAUACAACAUCGCCCGUCCGCCCGAUCAGCCACUCGAUUAUGAACCAGAAGUGUUGGGACAGCUUACGGCGAGGUCACUACUAUCCAUCUUGAAACAUCGAACAGUCGAAAAGACUGUCGAACGCUGCGAAUUCUCUAUCGUCGACGGGGAUCAGCAAGAGGAUGCGGGGGAAGACCACGACGCGCUCGAGAGCAAGCUGAUCAUCAAACUAUACUGCAAGCAUGGCAUCGUCAAGACCCACCGCGUACUCAUGCUGACGCCGACGUCUAUGCUGGCGCCUAGCAUGCCGGAUGCGGCGCUGGAGUCAAGACUUACGAUUGGACCGCGCGGACUCAAGUACAUCAUCGAGCACUUCCCGAUGCCGCGCGGGGCGAAGUCGGACCCCUCCCUCAUUUGGAACUUUGGCGACGCGGACGUCGAGGUGAAGAGCUUAGAGUCGUCUCUCGAUCCGAAGGCUCACGGACAAGUCAUGACCGAGAUGACCAUAAGCGUCGAAGAGUUCGACAUCUACGACAUCGUCGACCUGCCCAUAACCAUUUCCUUCCACCUUCGCGAGUUCAACUCCACCAUCGCCUUUGCCGAAUCCAUGGGCCUCCCCCUCGACCUCCACUUCACCGACGCCGCCGCACCGCUCUUCAUUGACAUCGAGGGCGACUGCUUUGACUCGCUGUUUGUCAUCUCGACGAGCACGGUGCCGGGGAGCAUGGCGAGUCAGGCUAGCCAGCGCACGAAUGGCCAGCGUUUGAGUCGGCAACGCACAACUCCUGCAACAAACGCUACCAACGGAAAUGCCCGCAACCAGCAACCCGAGAACGGCUCGCCCGCCUCGGAUCCACAACAUGCGCAAGCGCGCCGAGGAUCGUCGCAGGCUUCCCAGGCUUCCCAACCCGCCUACGCCUCGCAAGCCUCCAUCCACCUCUCCCAGCCCCAGCCCUCGCCCCUCCUAUCCCUGCCCACGCGGAAGCGCGCACAUGAUGGCGCCCCCGACUCGGCGCGCGGGAGGAAGUCGAUGCGGGUGGUGCAGCAGACGCCGGUGAGCGCGAAGGGGAAGGGCAUGAUGGCGCCGCCGCUGCCCGCGAACAGGCACCCCUUCGAGACGCCGCAAGGAGCGCGGGGGCUGCGUCCACCGAACGCAAUGCAGGUUCCGCAGACGCCCCAGGCUGCGCGAGGGCCGCAGAUGCCGGUGAACCGCGCCCUUUUUGAGACGCCAGCCAACCGUCAACCCGGGGGGACGCAGGAGGAUCUUGGGCCGCUGGAGACGCAAAAUCCGCGGAUGUAUACACAAACACCGCAGCAGUCGUUCACGCCAAUAUUACCUCGCGGCCUCAGGGAGGAGCGAGAGACCCUCAUCCGGCAGUCCUCGGGCUCAGGAAGUCGGUUGUUCGACGUGUCGCAAAGCGGGUCAGUCGAAGUGGGACGGAAUGGAUCGACGGGGGCGCCACACAGUGUGCCGAAUGGGGCGCUCCGGCGGGACGAGUCGCUCGGGGACUCGCAGUACCAGUUCCUCAAUGCCGAUGACCAUUCGUUUGACGACCACGAGCAAUCCCUCAUUGCCCAAGACCAAUCCUUCGACCCCUCGCUCGACUUCGCGCAGCGGCAGUCCGAGACUGCUUUCGUCGACGAGGCAGACGAAGAAGUCGCCUCCUCCCAACAAGACGAAACGCCGGAAGAGCCGCUCUUCCUGCCAGGACCGUCGCAGUUCCCAUCGUCCCAGCCGCAGUUCCCAUCUUCUCGGUCCCAGUUCCCAUCCUCUCGGCCCUCACGUCGACCCAACAAAGCGAACGAGACGCGGUUGGCGAACGAAACCUCGGGCGAGCCGCUCUUCCUGCCCGGUCCCUCGCAACUCGCGUCGUCCCAAGCACACGCACCGCCCUCUCAACCAGCCGCACGCGCCUCGCAAAUCACGACCAACGACCCCGAGGCGCUCCGGCAGGUCGAGAGCCUGACGCAGGAGGAGCUGGAAGCAAUGUUCGAUAUGAGGGAUAUCGAUCUGGAGCUGGAGGACGAUGAUAGGACGUGGGAUGAUGGCAUGCGCGGGGGGAGGAAGGCAAACGGUGGGAGGGGGAGGGUGGAGGGUGGUCGCAGUGGGAGGCUCGUGGCCGAGAGGAGUACGACAGCACUCAGCCGAACGCCCUCGUCCGCCUCGAAUGACCGCCCAAGGACGCCGUAUCGCUCGUAUCCGACGGAUGAGACGCAGAUGCCACCGACGCAGUCGAGCAGGGAUGGCGACGAGUCGGGGGCGUUCCAUCCUCUUUUCGAGGAUUGAGGACCAAUUGCUAUGUUCGACUUGCUAUGUUCGACUUGCUACGUAUGCUUUCGGAAUGGAAUUUUGCUCUGCUGUUGCGCCUCCAAGUCUUCAUGGGCGCCGGCGACCCUCCUUCGAUAUACCGAAAUGAUACCCUGAUGCACUACUCGGCGUGUACCGUCCGCUAGAUGUAAUCUGGGCUCCAGUUCGCUGAGC
Molecule: messenger RNA, 2662 nt
Organism: Schizophyllum commune H4-8
Lineage: Eukaryota; Fungi; Basidiomycota; Agaricomycetes; Agaricales; Schizophyllaceae
Exons: 7
Coding region: 29-2467 (812 amino acids)
Biological process (GO): DNA replication checkpoint signaling; cellular response to ionizing radiation; mitotic intra-S DNA damage checkpoint signaling
Cellular component (GO): checkpoint clamp complex
Source: RefSeq, a predicted model, not a curated record